This is a messenger RNA of Polistes dominula (European paper wasp), 429 nucleotides long. RefSeq lists its product as uncharacterized. Gene Ontology annotation, biological process: telomere maintenance; DNA repair. Gene Ontology annotation, molecular function: DNA helicase activity. The record is from RefSeq and is a predicted model, not a curated record. NCBI's taxonomy places the organism in Eukaryota, Metazoa, Arthropoda, Insecta, Hymenoptera, Vespidae.
AUGAAUUCUUUAGGAUUACAAGAACCAUGUGUAUAUAUCAGAGAGCAAGUCGAGCAAUCAAUUUCAAAUUCUGAAAAUGUACAGACAAUGAUUAGAAGUUUGAAUUCGGAUCAGAAUGAAGCGUUUAAUUUAAUAAUUGAACACAUCGAUAAGAAAGGCAGUCUAUUUUAUCUUGAUGGUCCAGCUGGAACAGGUAAAACAUACCUGUAUAAUGUGCUUUGUUCUUAUCUUAAAAGCACAAUACAGUUAGCAACAACUGGCAUUUCUGCUGAUUUACUACAAGAAGGAAGAACAAUGCAUAGUGUAAUGAAGUUGCCAGUUCCUCUAACAGAGUCUAGCAUAUCUAGACUACAAAGAAAUACUCCUAAGUCAGAAAGAAUUAUCAAAGCAUCAUUGAUUCUGAUUGAUGAAGUUUCAAUGAUGUCUUAA